Molecule: messenger RNA, 1272 nt
Organism: Durio zibethinus
Lineage: Eukaryota; Viridiplantae; Streptophyta; Magnoliopsida; Malvales; Malvaceae
Product: formyltetrahydrofolate deformylase 2, mitochondrial-like
Biological process (GO): 'de novo' IMP biosynthetic process
Molecular function (GO): formyltetrahydrofolate deformylase activity
Source: RefSeq, a predicted model, not a curated record
UUCCUCCCUGCCUGGGCCAGCUUAUCAUCUCUCAUUAGCCUGUUUCCCAAGGGCCCAGAGAAUCUAAAGCCUUUCUCGAACGCUGUCGUAUUACCGUCUAUCUGCGAGCUUCAACAGCCAAAAAUAGAAGGCCCCGAAGUUGCUGCGUAAGAGGAGAGAUGGCAAGACGAGUCCCGCUUAGCAUCUCCCAGUUUGUUGGAUUUGCAAAGAGAUCCUUCAAUUCUUACAAAUUACCCGGAGACCCCUCUUCUUCUUCCCCUCUAACCCAUGGCAUCCAUGUCUUCCAAUGCCCCGAUGAAGUUGGGAUAGUUGCAAAGCUAUCAGAAUGUAUAGCUUCAAGAGGUGGAAACAUACUUGGGGCUGACGUUUUUGUCCCUGAGAAAAAGAAUGUCUUCUAUUCCAGAAGUGAGUUUGUUUUUGACACUGUUAAAUGGCCGAGGGAGCAAAUGGAUGAAGACUUCCUAAAGCUUUCAAAAAUGUUCAGUGCUACAAGAUCUGUUGUCAGGGUUCCAGAGCUAGACCCCAAGUUUAAAAUCGCGGUCCUUGCUUCAAAACAGGACCAUUGCCUGGUAGAUUUGCUCUAUGGAUGGCAGGAAGGAAGACUUCCAGUUGAUAUUACUUGUGUGAUAAGUAAUCAUCAUAGAGGUCCAAACACUCAUGUGAUGCGCUUUCUUGAAAGGAAUAAUAUUCCAUAUCAUUAUUUGCACACAACCAAAGAGAAUAAAAGAGAAGAGGAUAUCUUGGAGUUGGUUCUGAAUACUGAUUUUUUGGUACUUGCCAGAUACAUGCAGAUUUUAUCUGGUCAUUUUUUGAGGACAUAUGGGAAAGAUGUAAUUAACAUUCACCAUGGCCUUUUGCCAUCAUUUAAGGGUGGGAAUCCAUCUAAGCAGGCUUUUGAUGCAGGUGUGAAAUUAAUUGGUGCUACAAGUCACUUUGUGACUGAAGAACUUGAUUCAGGGCCUAUUAUUGAACAGAUGGUUGAAAGAGUUUCUCACAGGGACAAUUUGCAAAGUUUCGCGCAAAAAUCAGAGAACCUUGAGAGGCAAUGCCUUGCAAAGGCUAUGAGAUCAUACUGUGAACUACGGGUGUUACCAUAUGAGGAAAACAGGACUGUUGUGUUUUGAGAGUACUAAUUGGAGGACAAAGCAGUGUAAAAUAAGAAGCUUUAAAAAUCCUGUAGCUGGCUUUUGUGAGCAUGGGGAAUCUCAUUCUUGUUCCUAUGCCUUUAUCCAAAGAAGAACAGGAAAAUUGGGGUGCAGUUUUUGAAUGGUU